AUCUUGGCAGCGGCCCAACUUCACCGUGCGCUGGUGUGUUGGACCCGACGAUGGCCGAGUUCUCCCAUUCCAGAACUCUCGGCGCUGCAAUUGUUUCUGAAAUGGGUGAUUUGGAGGCCUCUCGAGUCCGCGAAACGUGCUCGAGCCCUGCCCACCUCGUUGGCGCCCCAUUCCCGAUGCCUAAGCGACUGCGCUGGACUCGGCACCCGUCGAUUAAGGAGAGCACUCCCGAGACGGAUACACAGUGGCGUGCUCCGGAAAGAACUGUAUGGAUGCGAAACCGACAGAGGGAUUCGCAGGGCGAUCUGCUGACGGACGGAAAUGUCGAUGAGUACGCGUGGUACCAAUAUACAACAAAUGAAACCGAAAUUGGUCGCUUCGGCAAGGCGCGCCCAGACGGGACAGGCCGCACUCCUCCACCGACCCCAGAUCCCGAGAAACCUAGGUCUAGUUAUUCCGUAUUCCGUAAAGGCAAGGCGGUUCUGGGCUCGCCUGGCGGGGCGACCGGUCCACCAUACAGCGCAUGCACCGUACUGUAGUGUACAUACAUACGGACGUACACAAUCCACUAGACUCCGGC
Messenger RNA from Thermothelomyces thermophilus ATCC 42464, 580 nucleotides. RefSeq lists its product as uncharacterized. The coding region runs from base 51 to 539 and encodes 162 amino acids. The transcript has a single exon. Lineage: Eukaryota; Fungi; Ascomycota; Sordariomycetes; Sordariales; Chaetomiaceae. The record is from RefSeq and is a predicted model, not a curated record.